Messenger RNA from Didymodactylos carnosus, 1692 nucleotides. Lineage: Eukaryota; Metazoa; Rotifera; Eurotatoria; Philodinida; Philodinidae. The record is from the annotation of a GenBank genome assembly.
AUGCUGCUUCGUCAACUAAGUCGAGUUACUCGAUUAAAACAAGCCCCACAAAGAUGUUAUUCAUCUUCGAUUAAUGAGAAUUAUUGUACAUUAAAAACCACAUGUGAUACAAACUCAGAUAUUUAUAAAACCAAUUAUGAAUCAAUGAAAACAGUUGUUAACAAAUUGAAAACAACUGUGGAAAAAGUUGUCCUUGGUGGUGAUGAUAAGGCACGUCAAAGACAUACGUCUAAAAAGAAGUUACUUGUCAGAGAUAGAAUACAAAAAUUAAUUGAUUAUGGUUCUCCAUUUUUGGAAUUUUCACAAUUAGCUGGUUAUCAGCUGUACGAAGAUGAGGCUUUACCAGCCGCCGGAAUUAUUACCGGAAUUGGGCAAGUGGCAGGUCGAGAAUGUGUUAUUGUAGCGAAUGAUGCAACAGUCAAAGCCGGUACCUAUUAUCCUAUUACAGUUAAAAAACAUGUACGAGCACAAGAAAUAGCAAAGGAGAAUCAUUUACCGUGUAUUUACUUAGUGGAUAGUGGUGGUGCUAAUCUUCCUCGUCAAGCUGAUGUAUUUCCUGAUAAAGAACAUUUUGGGCGAAUAUUUUAUAAUCAAGCAACAUUGAGUUCUCAAGGUAUCACGCAGAUUGCCGUCGUGCUAGGAAGUUGUACAGCGGGUGGAGCCUAUGUACCAGCGAUGGCUGAUCAAUCAAUAAUUGUUCGUCGACAAGGUACAAUAUUUUUAGCUGGUCCGCCGCUAGUCAAAGCAGCCACAGGUGAAGAGGUUUCCGUAGAAGAUUUGGGCGGAGCGGAUCUCCAUUGUCGACGUUCUGGUGUGACAGAUUAUUAUGCAUUAGAUGACACUCAUGCAUUACACUUAGCCAGAAGAGUUGUGUCCAAUUUGAAUUAUACCAAACAGCAACAGGUUACUAUGAAACCCAUUAUCGAACCGGUAUAUGCAGCUGAUGAAUUGUAUGGAAUUGUUGGUGACAAUUUAAAACGAACGUAUGACGUUAGAGAAGUAAUAGCACGAAUUGUUGAUGGGAGUGAAUUUGAUGAAUUUAAACAAUUAUAUGGAGAAACAUUGGUUACAGGUUUUGCUCGAAUCAUGGGUUACCCUGUUGGUAUUAUCGGUAAUAAUGGUGUCUUGUUUUCCGAAUCAGCCUUAAAAGGUACACAUUUUAUUGAAUUAUGUUGUAAAUUAAAAAUUCCGUUAAUAUUUCUUCAAAAUAUAACUGGUUUUAUGGUUGGUAGAGAAGCAGAAUCCGGUGGAAUAGCGAAAAAUGGAGCGAAAAUGGUGACAGCUGUUUCAUGUGCACAAGUGCCGAAAAUCACUGUUAUUAUUGGCGGAUCCUAUGGAGCCGGAAAUUACGGAAUGUGUGGAAGAUCUUACAGUCCUCGAUUUCUCUACAUGUGGCCAAAUGCUCGUAUAUCUGUAAUGGGUGGUGAACAAGCCGCGAAUGUUUUGAUUUCAAUAACUGCAGAUCAACGAAAGCGGGAAGGAAAACAAUUAACAGCGGAAGAAGAAAAUUCAAUUAAAUCUCCAAUAUUGUCAAAAUAUGAGUAUGAAGGAUCACCAUAUUAUUCAAGUGCUCGCCUGUGGGACGAUGGUAUCAUUGAUCCUCUCGAUACACGUCUUAUAUUAGGUUUAAGUUUAAGUGCAUCACUGAAUGCAAAAAUAAAUGACACCAAAUUUGGCAUAUUUCGAAUGUAA